Messenger RNA from Xiphias gladius (swordfish), 1058 nucleotides. It is a transcript of the gene smim7, whose product is annotated as small integral membrane protein 7. Bases 109 to 333 code for a protein of 74 amino acids. Lineage: Eukaryota; Metazoa; Chordata; Actinopteri; Istiophoriformes; Xiphiidae. The record is from RefSeq and is a predicted model, not a curated record. The transcript has 5 exons.
UUAAAACCUCCGGGACGACUCGUCGGGGCGGUGAAACCCCAUUGGUCACAUCCUGAUUGCGUGCACGAAGACGGAAGCGAGGCGUCUCUGUGAUGUGAUGAGAACAAGAUGAUCGCAGAUCUGCUGAUAUUCGGGACCUUACUGGUGAAUGCAGGGGCUGUGCUGAAUUUCAAACUCAAAAGGAAGGAGGCCCAGGGAUUUGGAGAUGAGUCCAGAGCACAAACAGGUGACAACAUCAGAGAGUUCCUGCUCAGCCUGCGAUACUUUCGGAUCUUCAUCGCUCUGUGGAACAUUUUCAUCAUGUUCUGCAUGAUCCUAUUGUUUGGAUCAUGACCAACAUUUUCGGAGACCAGACUCCCACAUUUUCAAGAUGGACUCUCUAAACUUGUCUUUGAUAGGACUUCUCUGUUCCUUUGGCCCUUUUUAACUGUAAUUAUGCUCCAUUUUUUUACCACCUCAAAUUCUAAAUCCGCUUCUGGCUGUACAAGAAUUUAUGAAUCGCUGUAUUUAUUUUGUCUCAUACAAAUUGUUACGUUUUUACUUUUUUUGGUUUAAGCUGUAACUAUACCAGCACCCCUGCCCUCUGCUGGACAUGUGUCAUCAAUUUGCACUUAUGCUUCAGUAUAGAAUAUGAGACGUUUUCUUCAGCAUUUCAGUUCGUUUAUUAAACAUAACAGCAGGGUUGAAAAUGAUGGGCAGCCUUCGCUAACAGGAAAGAAAAUGUUUUUCUGUGGCUUGUUAGCUGUCAGUCAUUUAAGGAUCGUGCUCUGUGUCUUAUGCUGAAACAUCUUUUUAUUUCUUUUACCUGCACAGGCGUCAGAAUUCAGCUGGAUCCAACAGACAAGCCAGAACCAUCUCUGUCACUUUAUGAUAUGAUACGAUAAAUGGCUCAAAUAUCUCAAAAUUUUACUUCUCUGCUGUUAUGUGGGUUGUGUGCAGCCUCUCAAAUAAAAAAAUAUAAUUUUCUUUUGUUUUAGGGCACGUGCUGUAAGUAAACGUAUAUGCACUAUAUUGUAAAUGUAUCCUCAUUCGUAACAAUAAAAAUGACAGUUUUCUUA